UCACAGAAGUUGAAGUACAUGAAGAACAUCGCGUAGGUCUUGAAGUUAUACUGCAAGAUUUUAGUGGCAUGAUUACAACAGGCAAUAAAGUUGGUGCAGUGAAUGAUGUCAGCCUGAAAAUUCGUCUUGGAAAGGAUAUUGUCGUCUAUCGUACUCCUUACCGACUAGCCGCCAAUAAAAAGGAUGAACUGCUUUAUCACAAGCAGGGGUUCAUACGAUCAGUGCGCAUACCGAAGGAGCCAUUUCAUACGUUGUACAUGGACUGUUUGGGUCCUUUACCAGCUUCAACUGAUGGUUAUAAGCACGCUUUGGUAGUGGUGGAUGCUUUUACUAAGUACUGCAUUUUGACUCCUAUGAAGUCUGUGACAACUGCAGAAGCGCGUGAAAAGCUGCAUAAUGUUCUAGUGCUGUUUGGAACUCCCAAACGAAUAAUAAUGGACGCUGCCACGUCAUUUAAGAACACCACGUUUCCAAAGUACCUGGAUCGAUGGGCAUCGAGUACCAUUUUGUAA
Molecule: messenger RNA, 512 nt
Organism: Acanthoscelides obtectus
Lineage: Eukaryota; Metazoa; Arthropoda; Insecta; Coleoptera; Chrysomelidae
Source: the annotation of a GenBank genome assembly